CAAUUUUUAUGCUGCCGCCGGUUAUGCGGCUGCCGAUCAUGCGGGUCAAUUGAAUGCGGCCGCCCAUCAUCAUCAUAUGACCACUUUGGCGGCGGCUGCUUAUUUGAGGGGAUUCCUGCCGCCCGGUUUUAGUACGCCCCAUGAGUUUAGGGGUCAUUUUCAGCAGCAUUUCGGUUCACAGUUUGCAGGUCUGGUUUCAAAAUCGCCGUGCUAAAUGGCGUAAGACCGAAAAAUGCUGGGGCCACAGUACCAAAAUGGCCGAAUAUGGCCUUUACGGUGCCAUGGUUAGACAUUCAUUACCUCUGCCUGAAACUAUCAUCAAAUCUGCCAAAGAAGAUGAAUCAGUGGCGCCUUGGCUUUUGGGAAUGCAUAAAAAAUCACUCGAGGCAGCCGAUGUUUUAAAAUCGGAUGAUAGUGAUCGUGAAACACCCACCUCGGAUGACACAAAUACCUCUUAUUCGGCCGGCAGUACACACAACUCACCCAUAUCGUCGUUUUCCAUUUCACGGCUGCUCUUCGAUAACAGUUCCCAUCAUCAGGGUAAACAUAAAGGUCAGACACAUGUUAGUGCCGCCGGCGGUUUGGCUCCUGUAAAUCAUGAUAUUAUGACCAAUUCACAUCAUACGGGUAUGCAACAUCAUCCCUAUAAUCAACAGCAACAUUUACAUCAUCUUCAGCAAUUGCAUCAGCAACAUCAACAGCAGCAACAACAACAUCAACAGCAACAGCAUCAACAUCAGCUUAUGAUGGCCGAGGCUGCUGAAUUACAUCGCCGCCGUCAAGAGGAAUAUCAGAGAGAACAACAUCAAAGAGAUUUAAGUGCUCAUCAUCUGCAGCAGCAACAACAACAACAGCAGCAACAGCAACAAUCUCAACACUUAGCACGUUUUAAUGAUGAUCAUGAUGAUGAUCUUAUGGCUGAGGAUGAUAACGAUGAUGAUGAUUGUGAUAAAGAGGAGAUUGAUAUUUGUGAUGAUACCGAUGAGGAUCCCAUUAAAGAUAUUAAAAUGAUCAAACGUGAAGAAGUAGAGAAUAGAUGAAAUUUAUUUAUCGAUGUUUUAUUGUAAAUUAAAAAAUGAAUAGUUUUUUUUUUAAGAAAUCAACACGCUUUUAGACACUUAAAUGGAAAAAAAAUCAAUAAUACAACAAAAACACAAACAAAUAAUAAUAAUUUUUAGGUUUUUUUAAUAAUAAACAAUUUAAUAAAUAUUUUAUUGAAAACUUUACUUAGUCCAGACACAAACCAACCCUCGGCACUACAAAUCAAAAGAAAUAAUUUUAGAAAUCUUUAAUUUCACACAAAAUAACAACGAAUUUCUUUUUAAAAAAAUUUUUGUAAAAUACAAAAAAAGAUAAAUUAAAGAACAACAUAAAAAAUAUU
Molecule: messenger RNA, 1381 nt
Organism: Lucilia cuprina (Australian sheep blowfly)
Lineage: Eukaryota; Metazoa; Arthropoda; Insecta; Diptera; Calliphoridae
Product: homeobox protein 13
Exons: 2
Coding region: 141-1040 (299 amino acids)
Biological process (GO): regulation of transcription by RNA polymerase II
Cellular component (GO): nucleus
Molecular function (GO): DNA-binding transcription factor activity, RNA polymerase II-specific; sequence-specific double-stranded DNA binding
Source: RefSeq, a predicted model, not a curated record